This is a messenger RNA of Medicago truncatula (barrel medic), 987 nucleotides long. RefSeq names its product F-box/LRR-repeat protein 4. Gene Ontology annotation, cellular component: SCF ubiquitin ligase complex. Lineage: Eukaryota; Viridiplantae; Streptophyta; Magnoliopsida; Fabales; Fabaceae. The transcript has a single exon. Gene Ontology annotation, biological process: SCF-dependent proteasomal ubiquitin-dependent protein catabolic process. The record is from RefSeq and is a predicted model, not a curated record. Bases 1 to 987 code for a protein of 328 amino acids.
AUGAAGAGGAAGAGGACAAACUCUUUCAAUUCUUCACAACAAUCUAUUUCUUCCAUUAUAACUAGAAGUAAAUCAAAGGCUGCAAAAUUUUAUUUACCUGAACAUUGUUGGGAACAUAUCUUAAGAUUGCUCGGAGACAACCCACUUAGAGACGAUGAGGAAGACCCCUACAAAUAUGUCUCCCUCGUUUGCAAACAAUUCUUGUCCAUCACCAACCGUCUCCGAUGCUAUCUUUCUGUAGAAGAUCAUCACACACCCCCUCUCCUCCGUCGUCUCUUCGAAAGGUUCACCAUCACCAUCCUUGACCUCUCAUCCUACGAUGGUAACCUUGAUACACUUCUCUGUGAAAUCUCUCUUUUUCCAUUGAAAAUCACAUCCCUUGAUUUAUCUGACCAACCCACGAUUCCUGCUAUAGGAUUGCGAUAUUUCUCCCAAAAAAUUACAACUUUAACCUCUCUAACAUGUACUAGCAUUCAUGCGAUCCAUUACACUGACUUGGUCCUCAUCGCGGAUUGUUUCCCCAACUUGGAGCAUCUUGCUUUGAAUGAUUGCGAUGACAUAUCUGAAGAAGGUAUUGGUCAUGUUUUAAGGAGAUGUUGUAAGAUGACACAUUUGGACUUAGACGGAUGUUCUAAUUUGAAAAUGACGAUACACUUUGAAGUUCCUAACCUCAAGGUGUUGGAUUUGUCAAUGACAAAAGUUAACGAUGACGCACUCUUUGUAAUCUCAAAGAAUUGUCGUGGAAUUUUGCAACAAUUACUGGAAAAUUGUCAUGAUAUCACAGAGAAGGGAGUUAGGCAUGUGGUAGAGAACUGUGCACAACUACAAGAGAUCAAUUUGCGAAAUUGCAGUAAUGUGAACAGUGAUGUUCUUGUCUCAUUGAUAUUGUCAAGGCCAUCGUUGAAAAAUGUAACAACUCCACAUCGUUAUCCAUUCAACGACAAGGAGAUGGAACUCUUAUUGCGCCAAGGAUGUAAUGUUUACUAG